CCGAACGUCAACCGGAAAGAAAACAAAACAAAUGGAUUACGUCAAUCAUCAUGGCGACUUCCAUUGAGCUGUCAUGCUGAGCAGAGAAGAGAGUUUGUUCUGAAAUUAACUGUCUACUUCUUUAACUAAAACUUUAAUCAUCCAGGUUGCUUGUCUGUUUUAACGCGUUAAGGCUAGCUGUUAAAGGGGGCUAGCUCAUGUUAGCAUCAAAGGUAGCUAGCAUGGCAGCAGCCUCAAGACAGAAGGUCAGGUCGCUGAUCAGUCUGAGCCGUAGACUAUCCAUCGACCAGUCCGGCUCCCCGGACUCUUCUUCGGGUAUCCAGUCCCCUGUGGUGCAGAAGCGGAGACCUAGAAAGGACCCUACCGGCUGCUCUGUGCUCCUCUUCCCCGGACAGGGUAGCCAGUUUGUGGGAAUGGGGAGAGGACUUUUGAAAUAUCCCAACGUGAAAGAAAUGUUCUCCGUAGCGCAGAAGGUCCUCGGUUACGACCUCCUGUCUCUGUGCCUGGAGGGUCCCGAGGAGGAGCUGCAGAAGACAGUUCACUGUCAGCCGGCGGUGUUUGUCACCUCGCUGGCUGCGGUGGAGAGGCUGCACCAGGAAAACCCAAAGGCCGUUGAGACCUGUGUGGCUGCUGCAGGCUUUAGUGUUGGAGAAUUUGCGGCUCUCGUCUUUUCUGGUGCCUUGAACUUUGCUGAAGCUCUGUAUGCUGUGAAGGUGCGUGCAGAAGCCAUGCAGAAGGCAUCCGAGCUGGUUCCCAGUGGGAUGCUGUCAGUCGUCGGUAGACCUCAGGCUCAGUACAAAUAUGCCUGUGUGCAGGCCAAAGAGCACUGCAAAGGUCUGGGGUUGCAGGAUCCUGUUUGCUCUGUGGCCAGCUACCUGUUCCCUGAUGGCAGGGUCAUCGCAGGGCACCAGCAGGCUUUGGACUUUCUCCAGCAGAAUUCACGGCAUCUGCAUUUCAUUAGGACCAAACCUCUCCCUGUCAGCGGGGCUUUCCACACUGAGCUGAUGGCGUCAGCUACUGAGCCUCUCAGAGACGUGCUCAGGCAGGUGGAGGUGCGGCGUCCCGAGAUCAGCGUCUACUCCAACGUAGAUGGAAAGCGCUACAUGAGCGAGAGCCACGUGCGCAGGCAGCUGGUGAAGCAGCUGGUGUCGCCGGUGAAGUGGGAGCAAACUCUGCAUGAGAUCUACGAGAGGACGCAGGGGGAGAGGUUCCCUCACACGUACGAGGUCGGACCUGGAAAGCAGCUGGGGGCCACCCUCCAGAGGUGCAACAGGAAGGCCUCCCAAAUGUACAAACACGUAGAAGUCACCAUGUAUGAGUAGUGAUGAAGCAGAGGCGAGGACUCUUAGGAAUACAAAGGACACUGAGUUUUUGUUUUGUUUUGUUACAGUGCAAUUAAAUGAAUAUUUUUUA
Molecule: messenger RNA, 1413 nt
Organism: Melanotaenia boesemani (Boeseman's rainbowfish)
Lineage: Eukaryota; Metazoa; Chordata; Actinopteri; Atheriniformes; Melanotaeniidae
Gene: mcat
Product: malonyl CoA:ACP acyltransferase (mitochondrial)
Exons: 5
Coding region: 198-1322 (374 amino acids)
Molecular function (GO): transferase activity
Source: RefSeq, a predicted model, not a curated record